AUGGCAACAACCUCUUUUCAAACUUUAAGGGACAAUGGUGAGGCAAUGAAACUUUCUAAACUGCCCAUUAGCUCAUGGUUUGAUGUGUUGGACUGUGAUGACAACAAUGUUGAUGGUAAUAAUGUUAGCAAUAAUGACGACGGUAAAGAUAUCAAUAGUGGAAGUGACGAUAGUGGCAAUGACGGUGGUGGAGGUGACAUUGGUGGUGGUGGUAGUGACGGUGACGUUGGUGAUGGCGGUGAUAUUAGUGGUGAUGGUAGCAAUGUCAGUGGUAUCAAUGAUGAUGGUGGUGACAAUGAUGGUGGUGUGGUGGGCUGA
This is a messenger RNA of Glycine soja, 318 nucleotides long. RefSeq names its product glycine-rich RNA-binding protein 2-like. Lineage: Eukaryota; Viridiplantae; Streptophyta; Magnoliopsida; Fabales; Fabaceae. The transcript has 3 exons. The record is from RefSeq and is a predicted model, not a curated record. The coding region runs from base 1 to 318 and encodes 105 amino acids.